This is a messenger RNA of Geodia barretti, 2092 nucleotides long. The record is from the annotation of a GenBank genome assembly. NCBI's taxonomy places the organism in Eukaryota, Metazoa, Porifera, Demospongiae, Tetractinellida, Geodiidae.
AGCUAGCUACCUACCUGUUCAUUCUCUAAAAUCACACACGUAUAUACACACAUUGAGGAGGAAAUUUGCGCACGCGCACGGCGCAUGGGGUUGCGCAAUAAUUGAUCACGCCCCUUUGUUUUGACGGGAGCAAGUAUAGUUGCGGAGUCAAAGCUGAGGAGUCAAAGCUGAGGCUAGCGUGAGAAAGGCAACUUACAACAGUGUCUGACUGCCACUCUAUAGAAGGGACAGACACUUAUAGAGACAGGGAGAAUCACAGAAGUGUUGAACUUCUCCGUAAAUGAUUGUUAGCUGUGAAAAGACCAAGAAGAGGAAAGUUAUAAGAUGUCUGGGGAUCUGAGUGAGCCUCACAGAGUCCCUGGUUGUGAACUAGACCAAUUUGAAGAUGACUCCCUUAUCCAGGUACCCAUGCAUGCCUUACAUAGAUAGCUACCGAGAUUUUGUCCGCCCCCAAAUCACCCUUCAGUCGACUUUGCCCAAGACCGAACUGAAGAAUGGGAAGAUCAUUUGUGAUGGACCAACUCAACUGCCACUUUCACAGCAGAUAAAGUCUGGUGAAGAAAAUGUCAACUUCCUCAAGACAAACCAAGCAGCUACAUCUGCACGAAAUGGAGAAGACAAGUUUAUGGUGUCAGAUUUAGAUUUCAUUCAGCCACCACCUGAAGAAGAAGAUCAUUCCUGCAGUAGCGGGUCUAGUACUGUCUCGGAGGACAUGAGUUUCUCAGAUUCGGGUGACUCGGUCGAGGUGCCAGAGUUUAUGGAUGCCACUGAGCACAAGAGUGAAAAGUUGUCAGCUGCUAUGAAUGAAGUCGUGACUGGCAUUCAGCACACUUUCUAUACUCCAGAAAAGAGUUGCGGUGAGAAUAUAGCCAUUCAUCAGGCUUGUCCUGAACAGCAGCAGCAGGUUCCUAACUCCAGUGCCGGUUGUGGACCACCACUGGUGACUCCCAACAAAUGGCCCCUAGAAUCUUCCCUCCCUGACCAACACAAUCAUCAUCAGCUACAGAAGACUCCAGAGGAAGACGAUUAUGCAACAAUUUUCCAAACACUUUCUGUUGAUGAGGGAAACCCUGCAAAGGACAUCAUGAGGAUAGAUUCUUUACCAGUUCCUCAACAGGGGGAUUCAAGACAAGGAAAUCUCGUUAUUGGACUUUCUCAAUUGCCGACAAAUUUGGAGCCAGCUUUAAUAUCGCCGGACAUCAUUUUGGAGCCAAACCACUUCCUUGAAAAGGGUGUAAGCAUCAUGGGAAAAUCCCUGAAUCCCAUCGUGACAUCUCUCCAUAACGAUCCCGGAAGUAGAGUAAAAUUGUACGUUCGUACGAAGACAGAGAAGCAAAAGACCCAAAAAGGCUGCCACAGUGUACAGAACGAGGGACAUUCCAGUUUCCAAUCCUUCAAACAACCACAAGUACCCGGAAGCUUUCGAUGGUAGAAUCCUCCUCCGACACAUUCGUAAACAUGCUCCUGAUUAUGCGUCCUUUCUGGAUAUUCGUGGCAGCUCAAACGACCUGAAGACACCGAUUGAUGUAAUUCUAGGCAUGAUCCCGCGACGCCUCAACCCCUCCCUAACUACAGCAGCUCUUGGCCACACCCUCUACUACAUGGAAAGCUUUCUCGAGAUCUUUGACAGCGGCUUAGAGUCUGCUGGUAAACAUGCUCUUGCGGUGCAUGUGAAAGAGGGCAUAAAUGAACUGAAGUAUGUACGGAACACUGCCAAUCAGGCACGUCGACUCUCACUCGAGUUGGCCAAGUAAACUAACUAUUUUAUAUUUCUCGGGAUCGUUCAGUUUGUGUACAUUGUUUUAGAGUUUGUAGACUGUAGCUAAAAGGGCUGUUUAUAUAAAAGGUUUUUCCCUUCACGGGUUUUUCCCUUGGUCCUCUGAUUGAGCCGUCAGGACCUAAAUGUGUUGUCUUACUACAAGGCUCCAGCCCUUCCGUGUUUUAUUUUUGUACUUCAUCCGGGUGCUUGUCAUAGAAUAGCAGUGUUACUUUAGAGGUAUGUAUAUGUGGCAUUCAAGGUGUGAGUAUUGUCAGCACCGCACGACAACGUGCUCGAGAAAUUAGCGCGCACAACUAUUAUGUGAUUCGCCCC